UUAAAGAGUACCAAAGCAACUGGUCUCGAUGACGUCCCUCCUGGUAUGAUUAAGGAUGCAUCUCAAUAUAUUGCUGCACCUCUAGCUUAUAUCAUUAAUCUAUCAUUGUCUUCUGGGAUAUAUCCUGCCCAAUGGAAAAACGCUAAAAUUAUACCUGUCUAUAAAUCUGGCAGCGUCUCAGAGUUGGACAACUACCAUCCAAUCUCAAUUCUACCUGCUAUCUCUAAAAUUGUGGAGCGCCUGGUUCAUGAUCAGCUGGCAAAAUUUUUGGAAGACUCAAGCCUGUUUUCACCUACCCAGUUUGGUUUUAGAUCUAAGUACUCAACUGGUCUCGCAGUUACCUACUUUACAGAUACAAUCAGGAAAAAAAUAGACCGUAGAAAGCUAACAGGGGCAGUUUUUAUAGAGUUCCGUAAGGCAUUCGACACGCUCAACCAUGCUGUUUUAAUUAAAAAGAUGGAGAUGCUUGGUAUUCGUGGUGUCCAGCUUAAAUGGUUUACGGGCUAUUUAUCAAAUAGACAACAAAUUGUAAUCUAUGAUCAUUAUAGACUGGAUAAUUAUCCGGUUUCUUACAGUGUUCCUCAAGGAUCCAUCCUGGGGCCAACUUCUGUUUUUGAUAUUCAUUGA
This is a messenger RNA of Paramuricea clavata, 627 nucleotides long. Lineage: Eukaryota; Metazoa; Cnidaria; Anthozoa; Malacalcyonacea; Plexauridae. The record is from the annotation of a GenBank genome assembly.